AUGUUAAAAAGUUUAGUGUUCCAUCGCAACUUAACGCACUCGUAUCAGAGUAUACGCCACAAGGAGAAGGAGAAAGCCCACAGAUUCGAUAUUGGCAACCUGGAUGCGCCGCUCUUGGAUAAAAACACGGAUUUAAACGGCAAUGAUGGCACUAGCUCGAAUCAUGUGGUUCGACUUGAUGUCAUUCCCGAUUGGAUUGAGCUCGUUGACGAGUGUAACUUCCUGCUGUCGAGUGUUCGCGACAAGGUGAAGGAGCUUGAAAAGGCGCAGAACAUGAACAUUCUGGACGUGUUCGGCAAGAAAGCCAGGAACGAGUACGAGAAGAUCGCUAAUCUGUCCAAGGAUAUUUCGUCGAUCUUCAAGAAGAUUGAGGCGAACAUGGAGUCGAUAUCCAGGGACGUUGACGAGUACGUCGAACACCGCCUGAGGAGCAACGCCAAGGCGAAAAUAGCCAGCGAGCUAAUUCCCCUCUCGUUCACCUUCCGGAAGAUACAGAAGAGCUUUUACGACUCUCUUCAGAACGACUCUCAAAACUCAUACACUAAGCCUGAUAUUAAUGUAAACAAUAAUUUGGUGACUGACGAGUUGGUUCAAGACUCAGUUCAAAUAACUCAUGAAAAUAUCGCAGAUCGUACCAUGCGGCUUCAACAAAUUGCACUCACUGUUCAAGAUUUAAAGGAUAUGUACACUCAAUUAUCCACCAUGCUUGUUGAACAGGGCUCCAUGUUGGAUCAGAUCGACUACAAUGUCAGGGAAUUUUCACGCAAUUCACAUAAAUUCGCUCAAGAGUUAAAACUUCGCAACGAGCGCGACAACCCUAAAAAGGCUGUUAAAGCAGUUCGAUAUUUAGUCUCUGUUAUCUUCGUAGAGGUACUAGACCAAUUUAAAAUUAACGUUUUAUUAGCUUUUCCUCGUGAUAAUAAAGUUCGCUUAGUAUCAUUUGUAACUUUACACGUGUAA
Theileria orientalis strain Shintoku is the source of this 960-nucleotide messenger RNA. RefSeq names its product syntaxin. NCBI's taxonomy places the organism in Eukaryota, Apicomplexa, Aconoidasida, Piroplasmida, Theileriidae. Gene Ontology annotation, biological process: vesicle fusion; intracellular protein transport; vesicle-mediated transport. Gene Ontology annotation, cellular component: membrane; endomembrane system; SNARE complex. The coding region runs from base 1 to 960 and encodes 319 amino acids. The record is from RefSeq and is a predicted model, not a curated record. The transcript is spliced from 5 exons. Gene Ontology annotation, molecular function: SNARE binding; SNAP receptor activity.